Molecule: messenger RNA, 1818 nt
Organism: Linepithema humile (Argentine ant)
Lineage: Eukaryota; Metazoa; Arthropoda; Insecta; Hymenoptera; Formicidae
Gene: NaPi-III
Product: Na[+]-dependent inorganic phosphate cotransporter type III
Biological process (GO): phosphate ion transmembrane transport
Cellular component (GO): membrane
Molecular function (GO): phosphate transmembrane transporter activity
Source: RefSeq, a predicted model, not a curated record
GAGAGAGAGAGAAAAAGAGAUAGAAAAGGAGAGAGAAAAUAAGGGUGAUUUUAUUUGGAGAGACAGAAAGAAAGGACAAUGAUUAUGCAUCCCAGUUUCCUGAAAAAUACGCACGGUUAGUGGAAAGUAAAGUGCAUAGAUAUCCACGCAUCAAACACUCACUGAGAGCUCAAGCAGAUUAGUUUUAAGUUAAAAAAGUGAUAAACGAUGAGUAUACCGUACGAUGAGAGCUUAAUCUGGAUAGUAGUAGCCGGCUUCAUAGUGGCGUUCAUCCUGGCAUUCGGGAUCGGCGCCAACGAUGUCGCCAACAGCUUCGGGACGAGCGUCGGCGCCGGGGUGCUCACGAUAUUCCAAGCCUGCGUCCUGGCGACCUUCUUCGAGAUCGCCGGUGCCACACUGAUAGGAUACAAGGUCUCCGACACGAUGCGGAAGGGUAUACUGGACGUCUCGCUGUACGAGGGCCACGAGAAGGAGUUGAUGCUAGGGGCAUUGUCCAGUCUAGCCGGAUCCGGUAUCUGGCUACUGCUGGCAACCGCGCUACGACUUCCAAUUUCCGGUACGCAUGCCAUUGUUGGUGCUACAGUCGGAUUUUCGCUCGUAUGCCGUGGUACCGCCGGGGUGAAAUGGACGGCUCUCAUAAACAUAGCGGCGUCCUGGUUCGCCAGUCCCAUACUCAGCGGAGUAGUGUCAGCCGGUAUCUUCUGGCUGCUGAGAAAAUUCGUGCUCCACUCCAAGAAGCCGUUUGAACAGGGUCUCUACAUUCUCCCCGUAGUGUACGGUCUCACCGUUGCUGUUAAUGUUAUGUCAAUUGCGCUUGAUGGACCUAAACUAUUAAUGCUGGAUCAAUUGCCGUGGUGGGGCAGCCUGAUAUCCGCGCUAGUAUUAGGCACGAUUGUCGGGUUGAUCGUGUACGUGUUCGUGGUGCCGUGGCAGAGGGCGAAGAUAUUGCUGGAUAUGGCGAGCAACGACGACGCGAUGGCCGCGCACUUCAACAAUUGUCAGGACAAGAAGGAGACGACGGCGCUGUCGGUGAUCUCGGAGGCUCCCAGCAGCAGCAGCAACGGCAAUGCGAGGUCCGAGCUGACGGUGACUACGCCGCAGCUGCGCGGCAACAGCAGCGAGAGCCCGUUGCUGAUGGUCGCGCAGGCGGACGCGGAGAACGCGCAGAUGGAGGCGAUGAUGCGCGAGGAGCAGCCGGAAGUGUCGAGGCUGUUCGCCUUUCUGCAAGUGCUCACCGCGAUGUUCGGCAGCUUCGCGCACGGCGGCAACGACGUGAGCAACGCGAUCGGACCGCUGAUAGCGCUCUGGGCGGUUUACGCCGAGGGCUCGGCGCGGCAGGAGGCUGAGACGCCUAUAUUUUUAUUGUUGUUCGGCGGCCUAGGUAUUUCCACGGGACUGUGGGUAUGGGGACGCAGGGUGAUAAGGACCCUCGGCCAGGACCUUGCGCGCAUCACUCCCACAUCUGGAUUCACCAUAGAGGUGGGAGCCGCGGUGACGGUUUUGCUGGCGAGUAAAGUUGGCUUGCCCGUGUCGACGACACACUGCAAAGUGGGAUCGGUGGUGUGCGUGGGCUGGGUCUCCAGCGGCGGCGAGGGAGUCUCGUGGAGGCUCUUUCGCAAUAUUGCGUUCGCCUGGGUGAUCACCGUGCCGGUGACCGGCUGCCUGUCCGCCGGCUGGAUGGCCAUUUUCCGCGAGACGAUUAGUUUGUGAUUCCUCGCACAGUCGCGGCCGAGAGGUUUUAGACGCGCAAGAAAAUACCAUCCAAAUAACUACUGUUGUCAAUAAGUUCUGAACAAAUAAAUGGUCGAACAGAAAACA